Prinia subflava (tawny-flanked prinia) is the source of this 1670-nucleotide messenger RNA. RefSeq names its product SH3 domain containing GRB2 like, endophilin B1 (gene SH3GLB1). The record is from RefSeq and is a predicted model, not a curated record. Gene Ontology annotation, biological process: membrane organization. Bases 181 to 1305 code for a protein of 374 amino acids. Gene Ontology annotation, cellular component: cytoplasm; membrane. The transcript is spliced from 10 exons. Gene Ontology annotation, molecular function: protein binding. Lineage: Eukaryota; Metazoa; Chordata; Aves; Passeriformes; Cisticolidae.
GCGGGGCGGCCUCCGGCACCGCUCACCCGGCCGAUCCGGGCCCUGGGCUGACGCUGCGGCCCCGCCAAUCCGCUGCGGCCGGGCCGGGCCCGGCACCGCCCCCGGCGGCUCCCACAGGGACGGGCCGCAGCGGCCGCCGCCGCCGCGGGUGCCCGGGCUGAGUCAGCGCCCCCGCCCAAGAUGAACAUCAUGGAUUUCAAUGUGAAGAAGCUGGCGGCUGACGCGGGCACCUUCCUGAGCCGCGCCGUGCAGUUCACAGAAGAAAAGCUUGGUCAGGCAGAGAAGACUGAACUGGAUGCUCAUCUGGAGAACCUUCUCAGCAAAGCAGAAUGCACUAAAUUGUGGACAGAAAAAAUAAUGAAGCAAACAGAAGUAUUAUUGCAGCCAAAUCCAAAUGCCAGAAUAGAAGAAUUUGUCUAUGAGAAGCUGGACCGCAAAGCACCAAGUCGCAUGAAUAACCCAGAGUUACUAGGCCAGUACAUGAUUGAUGCUGGGAAUGAAUUUGGCCCAGGAACAGCCUAUGGAAAUGCACUCAUUAAAUGUGGAGAAACACAAAAGCGAAUUGGGGCAGCAGACAGAGAACUAAUUCAAACUUCUGCUAUAAACUUUCUCACUCCCCUAAGAAACUUUAUUGAAGGAGACUACAAAACUAUUACUAAAGAACGUAAACUGUUACAAAACAAAAGACUGGAUUUGGAUGCUGCAAAAACCAGACUGAAGAAGGCAAAAGUUGCAGAAGCUCGGGCUGCAAUAUGGGCUGAGGAAGUGACGAAAUCUGAGCAGGAGGUGCGAAUUACUCAGAGUGAAUUUGACCGGCAGGCAGAGAUUACCAGACUGCUGCUGGAGGGGAUCAGCAGCACACAUGCACAUCAUCUCCGCUGUCUGAAUGACUUUGUGGAAGCUCAGAUGACCUAUUAUGCACAGUGUUACCAAUACAUGCUGGAUCUCCAGAAACAGCUUGGAAGCUUUCCAUCUACUUUCCUCUCUAACAACAAUCAGUCUUCCACAACUCCUGUGCAGAGCAUUUCCACUCCCUCAGUCUUGGCCUCAGCCUCUGCUUCAUUGCCUUCAGUAGGCAAUUCAGUCGUUACUUCAGGCCUCAGUGAACUGAAGUCAUCAAGUGGCAGCAGAAAAGCAAGAGUUCUCUAUGAUUAUGAUGCUGCAAACAGCAGUGAAUUAUCUCUACUUGCAGAUGAGGUGAUAACAGUAUACAGUAUCCCUGGCAUGGAUUCAGACUGGCUGAUGGGUGAAAGGGGAAAUCAGAAAGGCAAAGUGCCUAUUACUUAUUUAGAACUGCUGAACUAAAUGGUUGGCCUGAUUAGAGACUGUCAAUUAUGGCAACACCAUAUUUAUAUACAAUUAACGUUAUGUAAGCAGGUUUGUAUGUCUUCCAUGUUAUUGUCUUGAGGGACAAAUACCAGCCAUUAAAAACUGGCUUUUCUGCCAGCAUGGUUGCACGGUCAAUACUCUAUUCAAACUUAAUGUGUUUAAAGCUUUUACUUCAUGUGCCAAGAACGUUUCCUACAGAUUUGUUUCUACUGAAGUUUUCACUAAUACAAGCUUCUACUUUUGAGUAAUCUAGAUUGAAAGCAGGAGGUACUGUUUUCUACUGAAUUUUUUCAUUAAUGGCAAAGCUUUUCUUCACAUAAAAUAAACUUAUUGUGAACUGA